Molecule: messenger RNA, 1434 nt
Organism: Triticum turgidum subsp. durum (durum wheat)
Lineage: Eukaryota; Viridiplantae; Streptophyta; Magnoliopsida; Poales; Poaceae
Source: the annotation of a GenBank genome assembly
AUGACUCCGAAAAAUGUGAUCCGUUUCAUUUUGGUGCUGAUCCAUGUGAGCAGCUGUUUGGGUAGAUCAGGGAAAAUGUUUUCUCCUAGCUUUAUCUCAGUGGCGAAGUCAUUGUCAAGCUGGCCAAUUUUCAGCGCAGGGAUAUCUGUAACUGUUGCACUUGUUCUGUCCUUGUUUCUAACUUUCGAGCAUCUCUGCGCGUACCAUCAACCUGAGGAGCAGAAGUUCUUGAUUGGUCUCAUUAUGAUGGUUCCAGUAUAUGCUGUUCAAUCAUUCUUCUCAUUACUGAAUUCAAAGGUUGCUUUCAUCUGUGAGAUGAUGCGGGAUUGUUAUGAGGCAUUCGCAAUGUAUUGCUUUGAGAGAUAUCUGAUAGCAUGCUUAGGUGGGGAGGAAAGUACCAUCAGAUACAUGGAGGAUCAGUUUCAACCCAGUGAUAGUUCUCCUUUGCUAGACGUUGAUUAUGAUUAUGGUAUUGUGAAACAUCCAUUCCCAUUGAACUGGUUUAUGAGAAACUGGUACCUCGGUCCUGACUUUUAUUAUGCCGUGAAGAUUGGCAUUGUGCAAUACAUGAUACUCAAGCCUAUUUGUGCUAUCUUGGCAAUUUUGCUAGAACUUCUGGGUAUCUAUGGAGAAGGAAAAUUUGCAUGGAGAUAUGGGUACCCAUAUUUGGCUGUUGUCCUAAAUUUCAGCCAGACAUGGGCAUUGUACUGUCUUGUACAGUUCUACACUGCUACCAAGGAGAAGCUGGAACCUAUUAAGCCCCUGUCCAAGUUUCUAACUUUCAAAUCUAUUAUAUUUUUGACAUGGUGGCAAGGUAUUGCUGUUGCAUUUCUGUUUUCAACUGGGCUUUUUAAUGGACAUCUGGCACAAAGUUUGCAAACACGUAUCCAGGAUUAUAUAAUAUGUCUGGAGAUGGGGGUGGCGGCAGUGGUUCAUAUGAAAGUAUUUCCAGCUAAGCCCUACAGGCGUGGCGAGAGAAGUGUUUAUAAUGCUGCUGUCAUGUCUGAUUAUGCAUCCCUGGGGGCUCCAGAUCCUGAAGAAGAACAAGAGAUUGAUAAUUUAACAAUCAUGGAAACCUCUCGCCCUGAUUCCAGAGACAGGCGGUUGAGUUUUCCUCAGAGUGUUCGUGAUGUUGUGUUAGGAAGUGGUGAAAUUAUGGUCGAUGAUGUCAGAUACACAGUCUCCCACGUCGUUGAGCCCAUGGAAAGGAGUUUCACGAAGAUAAAUAAGACACUCCACCAAAUAUCUGAGAAUGUGAAGCAGAUUGAGAAGCAGAAGAGGAAGGCAAAGGACGACAGCCAUCUUAUUCCACUGGAAUCAUGGUCAGAGGAAUUUUCAGAAGCUCAAGAUCAGGUUCAAGGUGGUAGUUUUAGUGACAGUGGAUUAGCUAGGAAAAGGUACAACAAAUUUCGCAGACUCCGCAGGUGGUUCUAG